This is a messenger RNA of Gambusia affinis (western mosquitofish), 1575 nucleotides long. Its product is annotated as ubiquitin-conjugating enzyme E2 E2. Gene Ontology annotation, molecular function: ubiquitin conjugating enzyme activity. NCBI's taxonomy places the organism in Eukaryota, Metazoa, Chordata, Actinopteri, Cyprinodontiformes, Poeciliidae. The coding region runs from base 245 to 850 and encodes 201 amino acids. The record is from RefSeq and is a predicted model, not a curated record. Gene Ontology annotation, biological process: protein polyubiquitination. Gene Ontology annotation, cellular component: nucleus. The transcript has 6 exons.
ACCCUUUGCAGCCCACGUGCACAUACGAGGCCCCGCGCGCGCGCGCAAAUCGGGAGCGCGCGUGGAGGCGGUCCGGGGACUGCCUCGCUUUUGCAGUAAUCGCUUUCCUACCGCUGCUACCUCCAGUUAAAUAGCAAGGACAACGGGAGCGAGCAGACGGCCGUGUGAGGAUAUACUUUUCUCGGUACCUUGGGGAUUACGACGCCGAAUUGCAGCAUCGACGGCCAACCGGCGAGGGCCCACGAUGUCCAGCGAAGUGCAGAGACCGGACGACAGCCCCAGCACGAGCGGGGGCAGCUCAGAUAUCGAACAAAGGGAAUCGGUACCGCCUGAGCAGGAGCGAGAGCAGGCACAGCCCAAAAAGAAGGAGACCAAGAUCUCAAGUAAAACCGCUGCUAAACUUUCAACUAGUGCCAAGAGGAUCCAGAAAGAGCUGGCAGAAAUAACACUAGACCCACCUCCAAACUGCAGCGCCGGCCCCAAAGGAGACAACAUCUAUGAGUGGCGGUCGACCAUCCUGGGCCCUCCGGGCUCCGUGUACGAGGGAGGAGUCUUCUUCCUGGACAUCGCCUUCACUCCUGACUACCCAUUCAAACCCCCCAAGGUAACGUUUCGCACGAGGAUCUAUCACUGCAACAUCAACAGUCAGGGAGUGAUCUGUCUGGACAUCCUGAAGGACAACUGGAGCCCCGCCCUCACCAUCUCCAAGGUGCUGCUGUCCAUCUGCUCCCUGCUCACAGACUGUAACCCAGCUGACCCCCUGGUGGGAAGCAUCGCCACACAGUACCUGACCAACAGAACAGAGCAUGACAGAAUAGCUAAACAAUGGACGAAGAGAUACGCUACAUAGAGCCGCUGCUGCUGCAGCAACUGCGGCGCCCGGUCCUCCCUCCUCAUCUCUGAACCUCUCUCUACCUCUCAUCCUUCGUACGUCAAAGCACACUCACUAAGUGCAACGGUGAACCUGCCCUCCUGUUACCGCCCUCCUGCUCUUCCUCCCCAUUUUAUCUACCUUUUCUGUGCAAAAAACAAGAAAAUUUUAAACAAAAAAAAAUGUUCUUUGUUCCUUGUUGACUUGAAAGCUUCUUUUUUAUACAAAGAGUAGAUUGGGAUUUUUAUUUUCCAAUAUCUGAAUGUUGGAAGUAUUGUAUUGGAGAAAAAAAACAAUAUCAUUAUUAUCACUUGCAUUGUCCUCUGACUAUACAGUAUGUAUUCUCAUUUUUCUUAGUGGCACCUGGAACAAAACUGCAGAGUAUGCUUUUAAUUUUUAAUUUCUUUGCUCGUUUUUUGGAGAUUUGUUUUCGUAAUUGUCAUCAGUGAAGUUAACUGCAUGGAAGAAGUUUAGCCCCAGUCGAUUCUUCUUGCUUUUAACCUCUUCUGAUUCUGUUUGUACUGUAUGUAUUUUUUCAAAGGCUUUUGAGGCAGACCACUAAAAGUUUGGGUCUGCCUGUGAAAGAGGCAGGACUUGUAUAUUUACUGGCUACCCGCCACCUCUGCCAUGUGCAGAGUGGUUUGUCGUGCACUUGUAUAUCUGAAGCACCCAAUAAAACACUCCCUGGUUGGCUCGUGAGAAAA